CCCCAUUCGUGAAUGUUGUUCAUACAGGCUGUGUAACAACUGCUCUUCCGUCCAGAAUUCUUCAUGUCUGAGUGAUCCGGUUCCGUCUUCAGAUGAACAUGAUGCUCAGUCCGGAUCAGGUGUCCUUCAUAGGACUGGCGUUUCAGACUUAUGUGAUGGAGCACCACAAGAAUGACAUCCUACAGAUCUUCCAGGAGGCCAGUGAAGAUGCUCACUAUCCUGUUGUAGUGAAUGCCAUGACCUUAUUUGAGGAUAAUAUGGAGGUUGGAGAGUGUUUCAAUGCAUUCCCCAACCAGGUGCUGCUUAUAUUUGACAAUGCCCUGCACAGAGUGGCCCAGACCAUAUCUCAGUCGUCUUCCUCACCGCAGGAGAGUUUCAAACUCAAACACAAUCUGCAUGUUCGUAUAUCAGGUUUACCUAUGUGUCCCGAGCUGACCAGAGAUCACAUUCCUAAAGCUAGAGAUGUUGGCCACUUCCUGUCCGUCACGGGCACGGUCAUCCGCACCAGUGUGACCAAAGUGCUGGAGUAUGAGAGAGACUACAUGUGCAAUAAAUGCAGGCACGUGUUCUCCGUGCAGGCUUCUUUUGAGCAGUUUUACACCUUCACUCCACCCACCAGCUGCCCCAAUGAGGAUGGAUGUAAUUCUUUCAAAUUCACCUGCCUGUCAGGAAGUGACGCCCCUCCGGGCGCCUGCAAGGACUACCAGGAGAUCAAAAUCCAAGAGCAGGUACAGAAACUGUCAGUUGGCAGUAUCCCUCGAUCCAUGCUCAUUAUCCUGGAGGACGAUCUUGUGGACCGCUGCAAAUCAGGCGAUGACAUCACAGUGUAUGGAGUGGUGUGUCAGCGCUGGAAGCCGAUGUUUCUGGAUUGCCGCUGUGAUGUGGAGAUUGUGCUGAAAGCAAACUAUAUCGAGGUCAAUAAUGAGCAAUCCACCACAACACUGGUGCUAGAAGACAUUCAGAAGGAGUUUGAAGAUUUCUGGGACAGUCACAAACAUGACCCCAUUGCUGGCAGGAAUGAGAUCUUGAUGAGUCUUUGCCCUCAGGUGUUCGGCAUGUACAUCGUCAAGCUGGCUGUUGCUAUGGUUUUGGCAGGUGGGGUACAGAGAAUAGAUGCGUCUGGAACCAAGGUGAGAGGAGAGUCUCAUCUGUUGCUCGUGGGCGAUCCAGGCACGGGGAAGUCACAGUUUCUGAAGUACGCGGCUAAGAUUACACCACGCUCUGUGCUCACCGCAGGAAUCGGAUCUACUAAUGCAGGUCUGACAGUGGCGGCUGUCAAGGACUCUGGUGAGUGGCACUUGGAGGCUGGAGCCCUCGUUCUCUCUGAUGGAGGCCUGUGCUGCAUCGAUGAAUUCAACAGCAUCAAAGAGCAUGACCGCACUAGCAUCCAUGAGGCCAUGGAGCAACAAACCAUCAGCGUGGCCAAAGCUGGAAUGGUGUGCAAACUGGACACAAGGACCACCAUCCUGGCAGCUACUAACCCAAAGGGGCAGUAUGACCCUAAUGUGUCAGUUUCUGUGAAUGUGGCCCUCGCCAGCCCCCUGCUGAGCCGCUUUGACCUCGUACUGGUUCUGCUGGAUACUAAAAACCCAGAAUGGGACAAAAUAAUCUCCUCCUUCAUCCUACAGAAUAAAGGAGCGCCGAGUGAGUCUUCAUGUUUAUGGAGUAUGGAGAAGAUGAGGGCCUAUUUCUGCCUGCUCAAGACUCUUAAGCCUUGUAUGACACAGGAAGCAAACACCAUCCUGAGCCGCUACUAUCAGCUGCAGAGACAGAGUGACAGCCGUAACGCCGCCCGGACGACCAUCCGCAUGCUGGAGAGUCUCAGCCGUCUCUCUGAGGCUCAUGCCAGGUUGAUGUUCAGAGAGAUGGUGACAGUAGAGGACGCAGUUGUUGUGGUGUCCGUUAUGGAGUGCUCCAUGCAGGGAGGCGCCCUACUUGGAAAUGUGAAUGCUCUGCACACCUCUUUUCCUGAUGACCCCUAUGAACAGUAUAAAACACAGUGUGAGAUUGUGCUUGAGAGGCUGGAAUUGACUGAUAUCCUACGCAAAGAACUGCAAAGACUUUCAAGGCUAAAGAACAGAAGACCGGACUCCCUUAAAGUGACCGAACCACGUAGUGACCACACUAGUGAGUGUCCAAAUGGUCAGAAUCACAGUAAUGUUGAGGUGACCACUGAUUCAGACCCUAGUCUGGACUGGUUCCACUCCUUAUCCAGCCCGACUUGUACCGGCUCCGUCGUUCACACCUCCCCCGUCAUUACUUCCACACAGAACGCCACCACGACACCGGGCACGACUGUGUUGCCUAGCAACAGCCAUUCCAUACGCCACAAGGGUUCUGUGUGGGAGAAGGAUGAGGAUUCAUCCGUGGUUGAGGCUGUUGUGCAAAGGGGCUCCAAAAAGCUCAGAGCAAAACGGCUGAAAGAGAUGAAAGCAUCCCUCCUGCUGAACGAGGAACGAGUUUUAGGAGAGACAAGCGACGAUUUAGAGAUGUUCUCCCACAGUACACCCAAGACAGGGAAGAAAUCGACAAAAAGGAAAAACACAGCCAUCAGUCCUCCAGACAUAGACCAGGAGGCCGAUUUCAGAGCCGAGAAUGGAGAGGAUUUACAGAGCAAACUCACAAACUUCACAUUCAAGGCCAGAGAGAGAAUGACUCAUGCUGAUCAGUCGGUUGCGAAAGCAAGUGCCAAAGUGGCGGUGCAUGAGGUGGCGAAACCUACUGUACCUCAGAAGCCAGAAAAACGGGCCCAAAGAGGGAAUCAAUCAAGCUCACGUCCUCCAGCAGAGGGCAGCAGAGCUACUAAGAAACUCCGGCUAGGAAGUCACAAUAAAACCAAAGAAGUUUCCUCUGAGGUCUUGAAUGAUGAGAGCACAGCUCAGAAAGGGACGUCUGAGGACACCGAACAUCAACAACAGCUGCUGUCCAGACUGAACAGCCUCUCUCCGGGUGAGAAUAAUGGCAACACUAAUAAACACCCACAAUCCCCACAAAGGACAGACCACCCAAAGGUGAAGGUGGCUAGUUCAACUCUGGCCAAACUUUCCAAAUUCUCUUUUACGGGCUCAUCUGAGGAAAAGACCAGAGAUAAAAUAAUCCCAGCUACACAAAUGGCCAUAAACGGCAGUACAAGCAAAGUGCCAAUGAACCUUCUUUCUGAAGAGCAGGAGAGCACAAGCACACAGACCAGAAAAAAUAUAACCACAGAUGCGAAGACCACCACAAUGCAGACGGGCAACAUGAGGACAGAACCUUCCGAUAGACAGGAAGACUCCGGAGAGAACGCUACAAAGAAGAGGAGAUGUUUUGAAUUGGGCUCCGCAGGACUCCUCAAAGGUUUUUCACUGUUCAGCUCAUCGGUCAUAGACGAUGAAGAUCUAGACGCUGACUGGAACUGAUGUAGCAGGAGCCAUUUGUUGAGUGUGUUAGCAGUAUAUGUCAUUUUUGUUUAUUUUUUUCAUUUAAAUGCAGUGUGGUGUGUUUUAAUGACUGCCAAACAGAUUCUGAUGUCAGUAAAGAGAGUCUCUAUUUGCACUUUUGCUUUCAUUUUAGUAAAUGUCAAUUAAA
Messenger RNA from Sinocyclocheilus rhinocerous, 3567 nucleotides. RefSeq names its product minichromosome maintenance 9 homologous recombination repair factor (gene mcm9). Lineage: Eukaryota; Metazoa; Chordata; Actinopteri; Cypriniformes; Cyprinidae. Bases 93 to 3398 code for a protein of 1101 amino acids. The record is from RefSeq and is a predicted model, not a curated record. The transcript has 13 exons. Gene Ontology annotation, biological process: double-strand break repair via homologous recombination. Gene Ontology annotation, cellular component: nucleus; MCM complex. Gene Ontology annotation, molecular function: ATP hydrolysis activity; ATP binding; single-stranded DNA helicase activity.